AACCUUGAAGAACAUGACGAUGUCAAAGCUCCCGGAAAAUUUAACGGUGGACAUUCUCUCAAGGCUGCCCGUGAAAACUCUUUCCAGAUUCAAAUCCAUCUCCAAAGAUUUCCUCACCUAUCUUUCCGACGACCACUUUUUCCACCAACUCCACCGUCUCCGAUCACAAAAAUACCCCUUUGUUCUCUCCGUCACCUUCUCCGUUGAGAAAGAGCCUCUCGCCACCGUCCACAUAUCUUCCUCCGAUCACCGGGGGCAACCCAUUAACCAGUUCGCUAAAAAGAUCGAAAUUGAAUCCCGGCCUGUGGCCGAUCUGCUCCCUUCCCACCACCACCUCGUUUGCAUCGCCUCAAGAAACAACAUUUAUAUCUGCAACCCCAGUACGGAGGAGCUACUUCCCCUGCCUCCAAGCUCUGUUCUGAGGAAAUUCUGCCCAGCAGUAGGAUUUGGUUACUUGCCUUCCAAGAAAGAGUACAAAGUUCUGAAACUGAGUUACCUCCAGGUCGACUUAGACGAUCCUAACAACUGGGUAAUUGAAGCAGAGAUACUUACAAUCGCCACUCCCACCAACAAUCUUUGCGAGGUUUAUUUUUCUUUAUGGAGGGUCUUGAAAGAAAAGUGUCCUUAUGUGGUUGAAGGUCCUUCUGUUUUUGUCAAUGGAUUUGUCCAUUGGAAGAUUCACAAGAAUCCUUUGUGGGUUCAAAUCCGAGGAGGAGAUGAAAGGAUACUCUCAUUCAACCUGGAAGAAGAAAAAUUUCAAACUCUUCCUCGUCCUCUUAGUGUAACAGGGUAUGAUUCUGAAUUCGAGCUAGCUGGAAUUAGAGGGAAUCUCUGGUUAGUUGAGUACACACACGAGAGUUUCGUCAUGGAAUUGUGGGUUCUUAAGGAUUGGGAGAACCCUUUAUGGAAGAGGGAAUGCAGAAUCGAUUGUAGAACAAUUGGGAAAGACAUUGGAGCUCGGAUGAUGCAUCCAUUGGAUUUUCAGAAUGCAGAGGAAAUCCUGUUUAGAGUUGAUGAAUUUGGGUUAAUCCGUUACAAUGUCAAGAAUAAAACUUACUCUGAUUUGAGAGAGGAGAAGAGUAGUUUUAGGUUUUGUUAUUAUACAGAUGGUUUCUUGUCAUUUUGAGAGUUUUCAUUUUUCAUUCAUCAAAUCUUUUUCUCAACCUUUUUUUAUAUAUACAAUAAAAGUAUGGUUUUGUU
This is a messenger RNA of Rubroshorea leprosula, 1200 nucleotides long. Lineage: Eukaryota; Viridiplantae; Streptophyta; Magnoliopsida; Malvales; Dipterocarpaceae. The record is from the annotation of a GenBank genome assembly.